Molecule: messenger RNA, 3044 nt
Organism: Oncorhynchus gorbuscha (pink salmon)
Lineage: Eukaryota; Metazoa; Chordata; Actinopteri; Salmoniformes; Salmonidae
Product: DEP domain-containing mTOR-interacting protein-like
Exons: 11
Coding region: 1006-2226 (406 amino acids)
Biological process (GO): negative regulation of TOR signaling; intracellular signal transduction
Molecular function (GO): protein binding
Source: RefSeq, a predicted model, not a curated record
CGGUGCUGAAAUCUACCACUGGAAAUGAUCAGAUGGAGCCCAACUUUCAUCUACCGUCACUGAACCAUAGAUGCGCUUGAUUUAUCUCGCUAAGCGCACCGAGUGAGUGCAGUUUGAAACUAGUCCACUUAUCCGAUUCUGAAACAUUUGCAUAUAUCGCGCCUUCUUGGUUUACUUCCACAAUUGCCCACUUGUCUUCUGAGCGUUGUCAAUUUAGCAACUUUGUCACUUAUAUUAAGCGAGUUUUCAGACCCCUCCAGCGACUUUUUUAUUGGUGAAAGAUUCUAGCGACAAAAUUCUGAUUUUCUUUUUCAGGCUGCCUUUGGGGUUGACACAGAGGGUGUCUAUGAUUUUGAUAGCAUUUAGAGACUUUUCCCACUCAAUUCUGCCGCAAACAAUAGUGGGUGACGGUGCAGGCUACUUGUUGUGUAACAUUAUUCACAUCAACGACGCAGUCACAUGCCGCGUUCACAUACUAGUUUGAAACGAGGAAACUGACAUUUCCUGGUUGCACGCGUGUAUAACUUCAACCUAUUAGCAAAUCGAGACAUUUCCGAGUUUCUUAGUUCCAACUAGGACUUGAACGCGGCAAAUAAUCAGAGAGGUGCGGCGGAAGAGGGCGAAAACGCGACGUGGGGACCGCAGUUGUGCCGCAUCAAGCCAAAUUCGUGAUGUGACGCCGUCGCGGAAACGGUAACGUAAUCUAGCGUCUUCUAGCGACAAAUCAAGGAGCCAAUAGCUGUAAUCACUGAAAACCAGUCGGCAACACUGCACGGUGUCAACGUGCUUUUCAUGGUAGGAUCGCGUAGUAAACAGAGGCAGAGGUCGGAGUGGAGCUCAUUACUACUGAAGAAAUCUAUGCACAUUUCACAAGGAAUCGCUGUUCGUUGAAUGAAGCUUUACCGACGAGAAAAUGAUAUGCAGACGUCUAGAUGAUUAUGCUGCUGGUUUGCAAAUCUAGGACAACGUGAUCUCGAGGAACAAUAAAUCAGCUCAUUUUUAUCCAUGGUGUUUGCAAGUUGUAAAGAGAUGGAUGGUAUCGGGAACACAAUGCAGAAGAAGGCUGCGGAGCUCGAGCGCAUGGCCGAGGUUCUCGUCACCGGAGAGCAGUUGAGGCUGCGUCUCCAUGAAGGGAAGGUGGUUAAGGACCGCAGGCAUCACCUGAGGACGUAUCCCAACUGCUUUGUGGCCAAGGAGCUGAUCGACUGGCUGCUGGAGCACAAGGAGGCGUCAGACAGAGACACGGCCAUCAACAUCAUGCAGAAACUCCUGGAUCAAAGCAUCAUCCAUCACGUCUGUGACGAGCACAAGGAGUUCAAAGACAUGAAACUGUUCUAUCGCUUCAGGAAAGACGACGGGACGUUUCCACUGGACAACGAAGCCAAGGUCUUCAUGAGGGGACAACGGAUAUAUGAAAAGCUGAUGAUGAACACGGAGACGUCCAUCCUAGCGACUCGGGAAGAAGAGGGUGAGACGUUUGAACGGACGCUGGUGGCCUCUGAGCUCGUUGAUUGGCUGCUGGCGGAGGGAGAGAUGGCGACCCGAGAGGAGGCGGAGCAUCUUGGACGGAGGCUUCUAGAACACGGGAUCAUGCAGCAUGUGACCAACAAGCACCACUUUGUGGAUGGAGGGCUGCUGUACCAGUUCAGACUGAACUUCCGAAGGAGACGACGUCUGAUGGAGCUGCUGAACGAACGCUGUCGUACCAUCCCAGAGAGCCAUGACAGCCCCUUCUGUCUCCGCAAACAAAACCCAGAGGGAAGCAACACCAGCUUCCUAUCUGUGAGUCCUACUAAAGAGAUCAAGAUGAUAGUGGGUAUCCGUCGUAGCAGUAUGAGCAGCAGCUGUGGCAGCAGUGGUUACUAUAGCAGCAGUCCCACCCUCAGUAGCAGCCCCCCGGUGCUCUGUAACCCAAAGUCAGUGUUGAAGAGACAAGUGAGUCCUGAGGAGCUGCAGACCCCAGGAGGCCCUUACAUAAAGAAGACAUUCACAAUCGUGGGGGAUGCGGUGGGCUGGGGCUUCGUGGUGCGAGGCAGUAAGCCCUGCCACAUCCAGGCUGUCGACCCCAGUGGUCCCGCAGCUGCAGCUGGGAUGAAGGUGUGUCAGUUUGUGGUCUCGGUCAAUGGGCUAAACGUGCUGUCUCUGGACUACAGGACAGUCAGUAACCUCAUCCUGACCGGGCCCAGGACCGUUGUCAUGGAAGUCAUGGAGGAAGCAGAUUACUGAAGAGGCAGGCUAUCAUGUGGCAGGGGGCGUGGCUGAGCAGAGUAGACCCAAGGCAGACUCUAAAGACACCAUAGAGAUAGAACUGCCUUUAUGGAACUCUAUAGAAAACUCUCUCUGGGCUUUUAACUCUCUCUGGGCUUUUAACUAUAUGGGAAACUCUCUCUGGGCUUCUAACUCUAUGGGAAACUCUCUGGGCUUCUAACUCUAUGGGAAACUCUCUGGGCUUCUAACUCUAUGGGAAACUCUCUGGGCUUCUAACUCUAUGGGAAACUCUCUGGGCUUCUAACUCCAGGAAAGACUCAGUCAAGCUCUGCCAGCCACCACCCACGUCUCCUUCCUAUUGGACACUGCUUCCCUCUGAUGGCCUCCAAUAGAACUGCUUGGAGAAGAGAGAGGGACAUUAGUUACUCUGUUAGAUCCACACAUCUUGUCAUUGGUCUCCUGUCUCAUCUGUCUAGUUGAUGCUGAGACAUCAGAUGGACCCUGAUAACAUAACAGCCCCCUGCUCCAUGAUUAGGGGACUGUGCCCUGCUGUCCCCUUCUGGUUUCUCACUGUCUCCUGUGGUCUGUGUUUUCAUUAUGUAUUGAUGGUACUACCUACCCAUGUGUGAAGCUGUGUGGGGAGAGACCGUUCUGGACCCGUCUAGAUCUGUCUGUCUUUCUCUAUCCCGGGACGAGAUGUGGUGAAGUUGAAGACAGGCCUGAAGGAGACAGGCAGCAUAUCAUUCGGGACAGGCCUGAAGGAGACAGGCAGCAUAUCAUUUGGGACAGGCCUGAAGGAGACAGGCAGCAUAUCAUUUGGGACAGGCCUGAAGGAG